AGUGUGUGUGUUUGAUCCGGUGUGUGUGUGUUGAUCUGUGUUGCUUGAAGGAAACGGAGAGCGACUCGCUGCUGGAGUGGCAACAUGUCAGCAUGAACAGAUCAGUACCCAGAUUGGACUGGAGGAGGCGCUGUUCUGAACCAAUGAACUGAGUGAUCCAGUGAACGGAUCACUGAUCCGAUAAGUUCAGUUCACUCAGAUGAACAGUUCUUCUCAUCGCCCUUCCGCUCCUCCUUCUUCCUGUUUUCUGUCGCAGCUCGUGGAUUAUCGGUGUUUCCGAAUAUUUGAUAUUUUAUUGAUUAUUGGCCGACAAACAGCAAAUAUAAUAAGGUUUAAUGUUUAAAGAGAAUCUUCUGGUGUUUUGUUGUUUCUAUGUAAUGUCGCGGUGAGAGAAAUACGAGAAACUGACGGUGGAUUGAAACCCGGAAAUGGAUUCUGUAGCAGCUACUUCAUUGUUUUCGGUCCUGAACUUCAUCAUCUUCAUCUUCAUCUCUUCUGUCUCUACAGAUCAGACAAACAUCACAGCUCAAACUGGACAGGACACAUUUCUGCCCUGCAGAUCUCCUGAUAAUAAACCUGUUGCAUUUGUUGAGUGGAUCAGAUCUGAUCUGGGGUCAGAAUAUCUUCUUCUUUACAGAAAUGAUCAACUUGAUCUAGAAAACCAGCAUGUGAUGUUUAAGGACCGAGUGGAUCUGCAGGACAGACAGAUGAAGGAUGGAAACGUGUCUUUGGUUCUGAAGAACGUGACGACUGACGACAGAGGAGCUUAUGAAUGUCGAAUCAUUCAGACAGAAACAAACAGCCUGAGGAAGACCAUGGUCAUCAUCAACCUGGAUGUUCUUCCUCCUCCAGAUCAGAAAAACAUCACAGCUCAAACUGGACAGGACACAUUUCUGCCCUGCAGAUCUCCUGAUAAUAAACCUGUUGCAUUUGUUGAGUGGAGGAGAUCUGAUCUGGGGUCAGAAUAUCUUCUUCUGUACAGAAAUGACAAGAUUGAUCUAGAAAACCAGCAUGUGAUGUUUAAGGACCGAGUGGAUCUGCAGGACAGACAGAUGAAGGAUGGAAACGUGUCUUUGGUUCUGAAGAACGUGACGACUGACGACAGAGGAGCUUAUGAAUGUCGAAUCGUUCAAACAGAAACAAACAGCCAGAGGAAAACCAUCAUCAAUCUGAUAGUAACGUCUCCAGGGGAACCGGAUGGACGGAACCGAGACGGACCUGCUGGUCGGAGGAAUCUGUGGAUUUAUGUGGUGGUUGGUCUGAUUGGUCUGAUGGUUUCUGUAGCUUUAGGUAUUUUUGUUUAUUGGAUCUGUAAAAAACCUUUGUGUUUGAGUCCAAAGUCAAACCAGAGUUCUGAAGAACCACUUCAAGCUGAGCAGCCUUUAACGGGUCAGAACCAACCAGCUGAUUAGUGAGUCCUGUUUUCAUCGGAACCAGAGGAAACCCAAACUGGUAUCAGCUGGUUCUGUCCUUCACCAGAACCAAACCAGGCCGUUACAGAACCGUUACAGAACCGUUACAGAACCAUUACAGAACCGAUCCGUUCCAGAACCCGUCCAAACUGGACCGAAUGCUUCAUUAUUACAGAAACUGAGUGAAGCUGCAGGUUAUUGUCAGGAUCUGCUGACAGUUUGUGACUUUUAGACGUUUCUUGUGGAUUUAAAAUGUUUUUAUUUUCUGUUUCUGUUACUGAGCUGCUUAAAGAGACGGAGGCUUUUAUUUGAUUUAUUUAUUCAGGAUGGAUCUCACUUGGAAACAAAAACUGAUUUUCACAAGAAUCUUGUUCCAUCCUCAUAUACAGUCAUAUUCAAUAACCUGGAAUAUUAUUGAAAAGUUCAUUUUUUCAGAAACUCAGUUCAAAAAGUGAAACAGAAACAGAUUAAACUGAUUGAAGUUUUUUAUUUUUGUUCAUUGUGAUUUUAGUGAAAACACAUUGAAGAUUAAUAUUAAUCAGAACAAUAAAUAACUUUUAAUGCAGAAAUAUGAAUUUUCAAAAUAUACUUUUAAUCUGACAAAAAGUUUCAUCUGCACAUUUAUUCUGUCUUAUUAAAUAUGAGAUAGAUUUUAUAUUUUAUUAUAAACUGUUUGUGUUAAAUGUUCCUCCUGGAAGCAUCUAAAGCAUUUCAUUUAUUUCAUUUAUUACAUUUAUUUCAUUUAUUACAUUUCUGAUAUUUACAGCAUUUCUCCAGUCAAAGCAGAAACAUUUCACUGGUUUUACUGGUUAUACAGGUUUCACUGGUUAUACUGGUUUCAAUGGUUUCAGUGUCUGAUCCUGUUGCUGUUACUUAAAGCUGCAUGAAUGUUGCUUCAGUCUCAGUUUCCUGUCUUUACUACCAGGUGGUUUGAUUUGUGUCUGAUCGUGUUCCUGGUUCUGGACUCAGUGUCCAAUCAGAACAAUAAAUAAAUUAUAACAAUAAAUAAAUUAUAACAAUAAAUAAAUUAUAACAAUAAAUAAAUCAGAACAAUAAAUAAAUUAUAACAAUAAAUAAAUUAUAACAAUAAAUAAAUUAUAACAAUAAAUAAAUCAGAACAAUAAAUAAAUUAUAACAAUAAAUAAAUUAUAACAAUAAAUAAAUCAGAACAAUAAAUAAAUUAUAACAAUAAAUAAAUUAUAACAAUAAAUAAAUUAUAACAAUAAAUUUUCUGGGUUUGGAUCUUUAUUGUAAUAAGUUGUAAAAUCCCUGCAGGUCAGAUUGUUGAAUCAUCAGGUCAGCAGAUCAACCAACAUGUUCAGACAGCAGAAAUCACUCCACAUGAUGUUCAGCUGGUUCACAUCAAUCCUGUUUAUUAAAAUCAUAAAACUCAAACUUA
Messenger RNA from Gambusia affinis (western mosquitofish), 2811 nucleotides. RefSeq names its product tyrosine-protein kinase-like otk. Bases 429 to 1412 code for a protein of 327 amino acids. Gene Ontology annotation, cellular component: external side of plasma membrane. The record is from RefSeq and is a predicted model, not a curated record. The transcript is spliced from 5 exons. Gene Ontology annotation, biological process: cell surface receptor signaling pathway; negative regulation of T cell proliferation; T cell costimulation. NCBI's taxonomy places the organism in Eukaryota, Metazoa, Chordata, Actinopteri, Cyprinodontiformes, Poeciliidae.